UUCUCGGUGCUCGUGGCAGCUUGGGGUUACCCACUUGUGGAGACCGCGUUGCUCACGCGGUACGGGGCCACCCCCGGUUUUCUUGAGUCGCACGGUGACGCAAUUGCGAGCGCGCCAAUCCGGGGCUGGCUGUAGCGCGGUCUCGUCAAAUUUGAAUUUCCAGACUGUUGUGUCUGGGAACCUCGCCGAGGGAGUGAGGGUCACCUGGGGUCGGGCUACGGGGGGCUGGAGCCGAUUUGGGCCAGUGGCGCGAGCCCUGGGGCGCCCGGCCCACCCCACGCGAAGCCAAGCAAGGACUGCCGCCUUCUAGCUCUCUCAGGCCCUUCACUCAAGGUUCUUCUGGACCCCUGCUGAAGGUCUACUAUCCUGAAAAUUAUAGUUAAGUGAAUUAUCUGUUAGAGAAAACUUGUUGCUACUAUUUAUCAAGAUGAUUGCAACACCUUUGAAAUAUCCAGGAAGUCAUUUAUCUUCAGAGACAUCUUCUCAAAGAAGAAAUAUGCCUAUGCAUGCAAUCUUUUUUGACAGCAUUCCUGCAGGCACACUUACUCCUGUAAAAGAUUUGGCAAAAUAUCAGAACCCCUCUUUAAAAUUGAGUGACCAUAAAAAGACUCAUUUCCUAGAAAUGACAAAUUUUAAUAAUAAAAAAAUAUUUCAUUCUACAAUGCUAGCAGAGGCUGCCUCCUCUAACAGCUCUCUUGAUAUCAGUGCCAUAAAGCCCAACAAGGAUAGAUUAAAAAAUAAAGCAACCUAUGAAUCACCAGGAAAAAUAUUUCAAAGAAUGAAAGAAAAAGUACUGCGUGACAAGCAAGAACAAGCAUCAGGCAACAGUAGUUUGUUGGAACCACCGAAAAGUGAAAAGAAAAUUUUCACUCCUAAAGGAGCUGAGAGAAGAGUAUUGCAGCAUACCUAUGUCUGUGAAGAAAAGGAAAACAACAAAUCAUUCCAAUCAGAUAACAGUUCACCAAGAGAGGUUCCAUUUCUGAACCAAGAACAUGAAAAUGUUUCAGCUGCAGGAUUCUCAAACAAGACAUUACCUAGAGUUCAGUUGGCUAAACAAAUUCUUCACUCAAAGGAGAAAACAUUUGUAACCACUAAGUCUAAAAAGGACACCUUUGUUUUAGAAGGUGUUGAAUCUGUCAUUGAAAAAUCCCAAAAUACAACUGUUGAGACUCUCAGUACUAACUGUGUUCCUGUUAAAAAUGAUGAGCAAUUAAUUUCUGAUAGUAAGGUAGCAACAGAAACGACUUCACAACAGGAAAUUAAGGAAGGAUAUGAGAAUCCAGUGCCCACAGAGACUGAUCUGGGUUCCAUGAAUGAUACAUGUAAAAUUGUGCUUGCAACUCCAAGAUUUCAUAUAACAAUACCUCGGAAAACAAAAAGAAAUGCUUCAAAUCGUUCUCCUCCAGGUACACUUCAAACUCUUACAAAUGGAGUUAAAGAAAUUAAGGUGGUCCAGCUACAGGAAUGGAUGAUUAAAGUCAUCAAUAAUAAUACUGCUAUAUGUGUAGAAGGAAAAUUGACAGACAUCACUAACAUAUAUUGGCACAGUAAUGUAAUUAUAGAACGGAUUAAGCACAACAAACUUAGGACUUUAUCAGGCAACAUAUAUAUAUUAAAAGGGAUGAUAGACCGGAUUUCCAUGAAAGAAGCAGGCUAUCCAAAUUAUCUCAUAAGGAAGUUUAUGUUUGGCUUUCCAGAAAAAUGGAAAGAGCAUAUUGAUAAUUUUCUAGAACAAUUAAGGGCUUGUGAAAAGAAAGAGAGAAAGGUCAGACAAAAACAGAAAACUGGAAGAUUUGUCCCUGACAUACCAAAAUCAGCAAAAAAUAAUUCAGGAGAAAACCAAACAGAUGUUCUCCAAAGAGCCAGCACCACUUAUGGCAUUGAUUAUUGUCAUUUGGAACUGAAAAAUGGUAAAUACAGUAGGUUGCCAGGAGCCACAGAAUUAAACGUGUGCCAUGGUACUUGCCAAAAUAAACCAUCAUUAAGUCUCUCAGAUGACCAAAUACAUAACACUUUUCAAAAUGGAGGAGAAAAUGACUUAACUAAUCAGGAAAUAAUGGGAAAGAAAGCAUACGAAAAGUUGUCUUCAAAGAAACUUGAAAAUUUUGAAAGAACAAAUGAAAGGAUAAUUAAAAGUCAGAAGCAAGAGAGAACUGAAGAAUCGAAUGUAUCCAUUGACAUUCUGACCUUAAGGCAACCGUUUUUCUUGGAUGAAGAAAGAAAAUGUAUGUCUCUUAAUGCGAAGAAAGCUUAUAUUUUAAUGACACCACUUAAAUCUAAAAAGGUGAUAGAACAAAAAUGCAUGAAGUAUAAUCUGUCUUACAGCACCAUUAAAGCAGUUACAGAUUUUGCAGUGCCAAAGCAUCAAAAAGAAAGAACAUCAGACUUACAUGAAACUACCAGUUUGAUCAAUAAUCCCACAAAGACCUUCAAAAAUGCAAUGGAGUAUAGUGAGGACCAUAAAAGUAAAAACAAGGAAGACUGCAGUGAAAUUGACUUACUCACUGUGAACCAGAAAAUCAAAAUGUCUAGUUCUAAAAAGGAACAAACGGUCACCUCUGACUUUAAGAAAAGUACAAGGUUGUUACCAAAAUCGAAGAAAAUAAAAAAUUUGUCUAUGUCAUUUUACAAGCAGCAGUCCUCAUCAGAUUUGUCUAGUGAAGAGAGCGAAACAGAAAAGGGAAUUAGAAGGAAAGCUAGAGUUGCUAAGAAAACUUCCACAAGAAAUACCAAAGAAACAGUGGUUCACCUAAGGAAAAGCACAAGAAACACCACAAGGAAAAUCCCAGUGAUUUCAGAAUCUGAAACUGAAGAAAGUGAAAGUGAAUUUUACAUCAAACAAAAGAAAGCUAGAUGCUCUGCUAAGGAAAAUCUUCAGAAGUCUGUUACUAGGAAUGAGUUUCCAGUUAUUGAGGCCAUUGGAUCUGAUGAGACAAACAGGCAUUCAUUUGAAUGUUUUCCUGGUGUAAUUCAAGAUGAAGAAUGGAAUGAGAAGGAAUUACAGAGACUUCAUUGUGCUUUUGCAUCUCUUCCAAAGCACAAACCUGGUUUCUGGGCAGAUGUAGCAAUGGCUGUAGGUUCUCGAUCUGCUGAAGAAUGCCAGAGGAAAUACAUGGAAGACCCCAGAGGAAAAGAAUCCCAGAAACCUGUCACUAAGAAAAAACCAGUCAAUUCCAAAGGCCAAAAUGGCAAGAUACGCAAUGCUGAUAAGAAGCAAAUGAUUAAGAUUACUGCCAAAGUGGGAACUCUUAAAAGGAAGCAGCAAAUGAGGGAUUUUCUGGAACAGUUGCCAAAAGAUGAUCAUGAUGAUUUUUUCAGUACAACACCUUUGCAGAAUCAAAGAGUACUGUUACCAAGUCUCCAGGACAGUGCAGAAGAGGAUGAUAUUCUGCCCAAUAUGGACAAAAAUCCAACAACUCCAUCAUCAGUUGUCUUUCCAUUGGCAAAAACUCCUCAGUGUCAGCAUGUCAGUCCUGGGAUGCUAACCUCUAUAAAUAGGGAUGAUUGUGAUAAGUAUGUUUUUCGUAUGCAAAAAAACCAUAAAAGUAAAGGUGGCAUUGUCUGGGGCAAUAUCAAGAAAAAAACAGUUGAAACUCACUUUUCAACUCCAACAUCAAGAAAGAAAACCCAGUAUAACAGAGAAUUAGGAGAAAACUCUGGUUUUGGAAAACUUUUCACCAAUGCUAUGGAGUCUUUAGAUGAAGAAGAGAAAGAUUAUUAUUUUUCAAACUCCGAUUCUGCAUAGUAUAAAUGAGGAACUAUUUCCAGGAUUUUUGUCAAGAAGCAGACAGCGUAUUUAUAUCUUUUUUGGAAUACAUGUUACUUUCCUUAUAAUGUACCUUCAUAUGAAAUUGUGGAUUCCUUCUCAAAGGUUUUAGGUGUUUGUAUUGAGAGUAAAACAUCCUUCUGUAGAAUAUUGCUCAUCGAUGUAGGUUACUAAAAUAUAAGGAAAGUUGUUUUGCUUGUAUACAUACUUGUAAAUUUCUGUUUUUUGAACAUUAAAAUAUUCUUGGUAAGUCUCUUUUAAGCAUCUGUUUGAUUUAAGAAAAUCAGGUUCUAGACAGAUUUUGUUUUUAAAGUGUCCAAGAAAAUGUUGAUACCCUUAAGAGGUAGGGAAGGGGUAAUAAAAAGUAGACUGUAUUGCUGGCUACAAAUUCAUGAAAACUGUGUUAGCAUUUGUUACCACUUGAUUUUUUUUCUUAAAACUUGGCAUUGGCACAUCUAUGAAACCUAUGUAAAUUUAUUACUUUUCUGUAUUAGGUAGAGUCAGAGAAUACAUUUUGUCACAUUAAGUCUUAUUAACACAUGCAGAAAUAGUUUACAUUUGGCCUCAAUAUUAAAAAGAUUGGAUUAGACAAACAUUCAAGUAAUUGAUCUACCACUGUAAGUAGUCAAGUUAAUAUGCCAUUUCAGAGUAAACAUUA
Molecule: messenger RNA, 4424 nt
Organism: Hyaena hyaena (striped hyena)
Lineage: Eukaryota; Metazoa; Chordata; Mammalia; Carnivora; Hyaenidae
Gene: MIS18BP1
Product: MIS18 binding protein 1
Exons: 16
Coding region: 428-3745 (1105 amino acids)
Source: RefSeq, a predicted model, not a curated record